AUGGACACGACCCAGGCUGUUGCGAGAGUAACUCAAGCAAUGAACGAGUGGCUCCUCAAGGACGACGGGGUUGAAAAAGCACAAGCUUUAGUCCGUCUGAGACAGGCAGAGCAUGAUCUGGCUGUGCUUGAAGGAGCUGAGAGUGAAUCUCCCACUCUUACCAGACUGCUUGUCAAGCUGAAGCAUGCAGAGCAUGCCCUGGCCAAACGAGGAGGAGACAAGCAGAAGGUUGCCGAGGCACUAGUAAAGCUGAGGGAUGCAGAGCAUGCCCUGGCCAAACAAGGAGGAGACAAGGAGAAGAUUGCCGAGGCACUAGUGCGGCUGAAGGAUGCAGAGCAUGCCCUCGCAGUAGAGCAGAGGAGAGCACAGCAUGCCCAUGCCCAAGAUGAAGGAAACCAAAAGAAGAUUGCCUUGGCACUAGUGCGGCUGAGGGAAGCAGAGCAUGCCCAUGCCCAAGAUGAAGGAAACCAGAAGAAGAUUGCCUUGGCACUAGUGCGGCUGAAGGAAGCAGAGCUUCAAACAGUUGCCAAUGGAGGACAGGGAGAUCUUGAUCGUCUUUCCAAAGAGCUCGAGACUGCAAGGCUUGCACUCCUCUCGCAGCAAAAUGAUGGAGAUACAAGCAAUUUCUUUUCGAGUGAGUCUGUACACUUGCCCGGAAUGCUAAACCCUAACUCCAUUGCUGGCAGUAUUGAGCGAGUUUGCCAAUCAAGUUGGCGAUGUGAAUCAGAUUUCCAAGCCCUUGCAGGAAUGCCUUGA
Guillardia theta CCMP2712 is the source of this 756-nucleotide messenger RNA. RefSeq lists its product as hypothetical. The record is from RefSeq and is a predicted model, not a curated record. The coding region runs from base 1 to 756 and encodes 251 amino acids. NCBI's taxonomy places the organism in Eukaryota, Cryptophyceae, Pyrenomonadales, Geminigeraceae. The transcript has a single exon.